AUGCACGGACUAACUCUUCUCCCCAUCUUCUUCGCCCUGCCGUCUCUAGGCGCGCUCGUAGACAGGCAAUUUCCCCACCUCAUCAUCCCAGUCGAUGCCGACGCUCCAGACAAAGCCUACGGCACUCAGCUACGUGGCAAGAUCACCCAGCAGCAAUACACCGAGAUCUCCUUUGAUAUGCCCUCCAACGAUGCGCAAUGGUGUCAACUAAACUUCUUCAUCAAUACGUCCCCCAGCAAAGGCGCACCCUGGACGCUCUGGGGCCAAGCACCGUACACCUUCAACAUUUCCUCGCUGCCACCUACCAUCAACAAAGACACGGAUACCUGGAACUCGCGUCCGCAGCCCAUCAGCACCGUUGCGACGGUCACGUUGAGACAUAAUGGAACUGCGAGUAUCUCGGGCGGCGCGGUGUAUCCGUGCCCGAAGGGUCAGGUCGCACAGUUCUUGCUGCAUCCAGGAAGUGAUGAUCGCGACUUCGGACUGGACUGGUUUGAGCUGAAUUAUCCCGUGAAUGAAGGCGGGCCGCAUGGGAUUGUAUUUGAUAUGCUGAAGUAG
This is a messenger RNA of Didymella exigua CBS 183.55, 558 nucleotides long. RefSeq lists its product as uncharacterized. The transcript has 2 exons. The record is from RefSeq and is a predicted model, not a curated record. NCBI's taxonomy places the organism in Eukaryota, Fungi, Ascomycota, Dothideomycetes, Pleosporales, Didymellaceae. The coding region runs from base 1 to 558 and encodes 185 amino acids.